Messenger RNA from Trichoderma reesei QM6a, 459 nucleotides. RefSeq lists its product as uncharacterized. The record is from RefSeq and is a predicted model, not a curated record. The coding region runs from base 1 to 459 and encodes 152 amino acids. The transcript has a single exon. NCBI's taxonomy places the organism in Eukaryota, Fungi, Ascomycota, Sordariomycetes, Hypocreales, Hypocreaceae.
AUGGCUCUCGAACUUCCCGCCGGCGCUGCGGAAACGAUAGUACGGAAGAAGGCAAAAUACUGCCGCUUGGCGGAUUCUAACGCGUGGCAUCUGGCCGACGAGGUCUUUCUGCCCGACUUCGAGUUCAAGGCAGUCGACGACAAGGACGCCGUCAUCCACAUCAACGACACCGACUACCACUGGACCUCGCUCGCGGACUGGGUCGCCUACUUUAGCAAGACGUUUGCCCCCAUCCAGACAAUGCACGUCGUUGGAUAUCCCGAGCUGGAGCUGGUGGCCCCGGACGAGAUCAGUGCCGUGUUUGGGGUCCAGUAUUUCGUGGGAACGAAGGAGGUAGAUAAGGGAUUACAUGGCACCGGUGGAGGACACUACUUUGAGACGUGGAAGCUCAAGGAUGGCGACUGGUUCAUCCAGAAGAUCAAAUUUGUGAGGAUCUACUGGAAAGAGAUGACUCUGUAG